This is a messenger RNA of Schizophyllum commune H4-8, 1143 nucleotides long. RefSeq lists its product as uncharacterized. Lineage: Eukaryota; Fungi; Basidiomycota; Agaricomycetes; Agaricales; Schizophyllaceae. The record is from RefSeq and is a predicted model, not a curated record. The transcript is spliced from 3 exons. The coding region runs from base 38 to 901 and encodes 287 amino acids.
GCCCUCAUCGACCUAUCAGCAUACCAAGCAUCUCGCCAUGUCCAAGACUCUGCCAUCGUUCUCCCUACCUCUCGGUGACCUUCCCAGUGCAUAUGCCUGGACCGAACGCACCAUAUCUAUGCGGUCGUCGAGCACGGCCUUCGGCACCGGCAUCAACCAACGUGACGUAUUCGGCGGAGUACCUCGCUGCAUCGUCUGCGGCGAAAGCCGCGGGCUGGAAGACUGUCACAUCAUUCCCAAGGCAGAUCCAUGCAUGUGGGACGACAUGAAGAAGCAGAAGUGGAUACCCCUUAAUCUGAAAAGCCACGAACACGAGCCCCGUAAUGGCCUCAGAUUAUGCCGCCAACACCAUUGGUACUUCGACAAUCUGGAGGUCUACUUGCGCUAUAUGCCCGACGAGCGCAAGUUCAUCUUUGUUAAUCACGGCGGCAGUGACACUCAAGAGAUAUACCAUGGCAAAUACGUCGGCUUAGAUAUCCGAGAUACGCAUGCCCCAGUACCUUCCCUGUUCAUCGUCCAUGAACUUAGCGUGCGAGCGCAUCGCCCCUUUAUGAAUCCGGCCAUCGAUCUCGACAACCUCACAUGGCAGGACUGGCUGUCCUCAAGAGGGGUGCUGCAACCCUCGUCGAGCUCCUCGUACUUCUACCGCAAAACUCGGCCGUCAUCUCAGCCACCGCCAUCCCGACCCCAGCACGGCACUGGGACCUUCAUCGGCAGGGGAGUCAAUGACGGAGCGGACAGACUGCAGUCUAACUUCGCGCUCACCGAUGAUGUCAUCAAAAGCAUCGUCAUGGCCUCCCGCGAAACGCCGACGUGGAAGUCUGCCGUCAUCGAGAACGCAGAUUGGUCGGGCACUGCAGAGGAAAAUAUUGCACAGUACAAGAGCCUUAUGGAUGGGUGAACUUAAUCAUGGUGUAACCAUUACUGUACGCUCGACCUUUAUUUUAUAUUCCCAUUACCUGUAGUCUCGCUUUACCUAUUCUCCAGUGGCCAACAUGCAAAUGCAACGCAUUAUCCAUCAUAAAGUUUUUGUCACCUUUGCAAUUUGUGCCUGACGGUAUAAGGGCGCGCGAGUGGUGGCGGGGUUGGGUGGGGGCUUUUGGGUGGUAAAGAGGCGCAUGAGGAAGGAGAUGAGGAGGGGGG